GAAAAUUAGAAGUCAACAAUUGAUGGAAUUGCGUGAAAAAUAUAAGGAGAACGAACCAAGUUUGACAACGUUGUCUUUGGCGCAAACUUACGCCUCAAAUUUUACAGAUCAUAGGAAAACCUUGGAGGCAAAAAUGGAUAAACCGAAUUCGCCGGAACUACUUACAGCGGUCCACUCGCCUUCCUCCUUGAAGUAUAAAAAAUGUAAACCUUCGGACCAAGCAAAGACUAUUAACCGUUACGAAUCAACACAAUCUACACGAAAAUGUUCUAUUGGAGGUUCAGAAGACGAGAAAGAGAAAAAUUUCCUCGGAAUGUCUUGCACUAGGCGCUCCGUAACGAACGAUGACAAAGAAAAUGUAGAACAGGAGUCCAUAAAAAUUGGAAGUGAGGAAGAUUUAAUUAAAUCCGACAAAUUAAAAUGCCCGAAAGAAGUUAAUCCAAGCGAUAUUAAAAAGAAUUUGGCGUCUCCAUAUGAUGGUUUAAUUAAUGGGCAUUGCAUGACACCGGCGCAAGUCGAUAAAUUUCGCAAACUUAUGGAAAGGCAGAAAAAAGAUCUUACAAACGAACAAUGUAAAUGCUAUUUGUUAGAAGCCAUUCCCAGUAAUAAGUAUUCAGAGGGUCCAAAGAAAAGAAUGGAUUUGUUGCGAGAUGAUUCACCGACAAUAAACGAAAAACAUGCAGAGGGUACUGUAGAUACGACAGUAUUGCUAGAUGACUUUGUUAUAAAACGAAGAAAUACUCCAAUGAAACGAUCGCCGCCCCUAAUAAUCAUGAAGUCAUCCCGAAAUAAUCCAUCCAACGAUAGUUUUAAAUUCAAUAAGGAUGACAAUAUAUCGUAGGUUCUUUAAUAACUUGGUGCAAUUGUAACCUUUUCGUACACUCUCUUCGCUUAUUCCUUGAUAUUGAAAAAAAAAAAAUUAUUUUAAUAUAAUUUAUUGAAAUGUUUGUAUUUUAACCUCUUAAAUCUUCUUAACGAGGAAAUCGACUUAAAAUUACUAAACAUUUUCAUUUUAAUAAAAAAUUCAUUUUGCUUUCUUUGAUA
This is a messenger RNA of Glossina fuscipes, 1044 nucleotides long. RefSeq lists its product as uncharacterized. The record is from RefSeq and is a predicted model, not a curated record. The coding region runs from base 23 to 841 and encodes 272 amino acids. Lineage: Eukaryota; Metazoa; Arthropoda; Insecta; Diptera; Glossinidae. The transcript is spliced from 5 exons.